UGGUUAUAUCUUAUCGACAGCUCUACCUACAGAGGGUCUUUGACUCCAGCAUAUCCCAACAUACUUUCAACACCACCUUACCUAUUCCUCUUUCAUACUUCUUCUUCCAGAUAUCAAAGCCUUUAAGGCUGGGGCGACACGUCCGAUCAACACCAUGGCGCUUCAAUACGCCCCGUUCCAGUCCGAGAUCGAACUUCCCUUCUACUCAGCUCUCGCAAACCUCAAGAUCGACCAUGACCGUCUCGACGUGUCGGCUCGCCAGGUUCUGGGGUUGUACGGAGCACCUAUUCAUCUCUCAUCUCGAACAAACUGUCAGAUGCAGAUACUGGGAAAUGCGUUGAGCAGCUCAUCGGUUCCUGCCGGCUUGGUUCGCGCUGAAGGCAUCAUUAGAAAUGUCAAUACCAUCGAGGAAUUUAAGAAUGCUGACAAGAACGCCAUCAUCAACACUGCGGGAAAGCAGAUUUGGGAUGCGAUACAAGACGGCACCAUUUACUCCCUGCCAUCUCUACUCUCCUCUUUCACCAUAUUGUCGUUUGCGGACCUAAAGAAAUACCGGUUUACGACCUGGUCUGGAUUCCCAGCUCUCCACUCAGACCCAGUUUGGACACAGUCUGCACCGAUAGAGCGACUCGGCGGGCGCGAGACGACAGCCCUUGUCGACGAGGUUGGCACGUGGAGAUACAGCGUUGAUCCAAGAGAGCACGGCUUCUUUUUGGCCAAAAAGGUGUACAACUCCGACAAACCGCAAGCUGACCUGGAGGCGGAAACCAAACCGGACGAGCGCACCUCCAUCGAUGACGAAACGGGUUAUAACUGGAAAAUUGGGUCUCUCCAUGCAUUUGAGACGGGAUUCUUCCGGGACGUGGAUGCUAAAGAUCAGUAUAUUUCGUUCGCAGAUCCAUCCACGUACCCACAGAACCCUGGGUGGAUGUUACGAAACCUCUUGGUCUUGGUUAGGCAACGUUACAAGCUCGACAACGUCCGCAUCUUGUGCUACAGGGAUGUCCAAUCUAAGAGGGACGAAGCACGGAGCAUCAUACUCAACCUCAGCUCAACAUCUCCAGCUGAGAAAGACGAAACUGCCUCGCCGGUAGUAGCUAAGAUGCCCAAAGUAACUGGAUGGGAGCGAAACAGCCACGGCAAGUUAUCAUCCAGAUUGACAGACCUGUCCCAGUACAUGGACCCACGACUGCUUGCGGAUCAAUCUGUCGACCUCAACCUGAAGCUCAUGAAAUGGCGCAUUGCGCCGAACCUAAACCUCACAAAAAUCAGCCAAACGAAGUGUCUCCUCAUCGGAGCCGGCACACUCGGCAGCUACGUAUCACGGAACUUGCUGGGCUGGGGUGUGCGCAAAAUCACCUUCGUGGAUAACGGAACCGUCUCAUUCUCAAAUCCUGUCCGCCAACCUCUAUUCACCUACCAAGACUGCCUGGGAGGAGGAGGAAAGAAGGCAGAACUCGCCGCAAAGGCUCUGCAGGACAUAUACCCUGGAGUAGACAGCACUGGGCACGUCAUCUCGGUCCCCAUGCUCGGACACCCUGUUACAGACGAGGCCAAGGCACAGCGCGAUUUUGAGACUCUGAAAAAGCUUAUCGACGAGCACGAUGCCAUAUUUUUACUAAUGGACACUCGUGAGAGUCGAUGGCUUCCAACGUUGAUGGGAAAGGCCACUGGAAAGAUCGUAAUGAAUGCCGCUCUUGGCUUCGACACAUACGUCGUCAUGAGGCACGGUAUGACACCCCCCGACGGAGCCCAAGCAGCUCUCGGCUGCUACUUCUGCAACGAUGUCGUUGCUCCCGCAGAUUCAGUAAAGGACCAGACUCUCGACCAACAAUGCACAGUCACGCGUCCAGGGAUAGCAGCAAUAGCAUCAGCACAGCUCGUUGAGCUUCUAGCGUCCAUCCUACAGCACCCCCUCGGUGGCCUUGCUCCCGCCCCUAAGCCGGUGCAGCCCUCAGGAUCAGGCCCAGUUUCGUACGAGCGUGACCCACCAGAACACCCACUGGGCAUCGUACCCCACCAGAUCCGAGGCUUCCUCGCGAGCUGGCAGAACAUGCUUAUCAGCGGGCAAUCAUACGACUGCUGCUCAGCAUGCUCCUCCAAAGUCGUGGAUGCGUAUGAGAAGGACGGAUGGGACUUUGUAAAGAAGGCACUGGCGGAGAGGGACUACAUCACCGAGCUGAGCGGGUUGGCUGAGGUGCAGCGGGCGGCUGAGGCGGCGGGUGGGGAUAUUGAUUGGGAUAGUGAGGGGGAAGGCGAGGAGGAGGGUGAAGGAGAACUUCUAUGAUAUUGCCAAAUACCCAAGGCUUACAUGAAAUAACGUCUUUGCGAGCAGUUUGGUUUGGGAAUGGGAAAGCUAGAUGGAAUUCCUCUCGAUACUUAUGUAUUUGCAACUGGAUGGUGUAAGGCGCAGAAGGAGGGAGGUAUAUUCUGCAUAUGGGAGACAGGGUUGGCUAUGUUCUCACG
Messenger RNA from Pseudogymnoascus destructans, 2466 nucleotides. RefSeq names its product Autophagy- protein 7 (Autophagy- E1-like activating enzyme atg7) (gene ATG7). Gene Ontology annotation, cellular component: cytoplasm; phagophore assembly site. Gene Ontology annotation, molecular function: Atg8 activating enzyme activity; Atg12 activating enzyme activity. Gene Ontology annotation, biological process: autophagosome assembly; cellular response to nitrogen starvation; C-terminal protein lipidation. The record is from RefSeq and is a predicted model, not a curated record. The transcript has 3 exons. Lineage: Eukaryota; Fungi; Ascomycota; Leotiomycetes; Thelebolales; Thelebolaceae. Bases 155 to 2287 code for a protein of 710 amino acids.